Molecule: messenger RNA, 1911 nt
Organism: Saccostrea cuccullata (small rock oyster)
Lineage: Eukaryota; Metazoa; Mollusca; Bivalvia; Ostreida; Ostreidae
Exons: 3
Coding region: 61-1524 (487 amino acids)
Source: RefSeq, a predicted model, not a curated record
UACUCCUUAUUCACGGAUUGCGGCAUCAAAUUUCAAAACGAGGCUCGGAACGCAAACAAGAUGGCGAGUUCCAGUACAAGUACGGGUACAGCAUAUCAUUGUUGUGUCCCAUUGUGCAACAAUGAUUCCCGGUAUGACAACAAUAGGGAAAUAUCUUUUCACAAAUUCCCUACAGAAAAAAUCAAAAGGAAAGAAUGGAUUAUUAAAAUCCGCAGGGAUAUAGGGCCACACUUCAGAAUAUCGGAUGCUACCAGGGUGUGUUCAGCCCAUUUUUUACAAACUGAAGUACGUCGGUCAUUGAAUGGUAAACGACUGCUAAAGCCAGGAAGUGUACCAAGUAUAUUCGCCUGGAAUUCCCCGGUCAAGAGAAUCAGGCCACUUAGGAGAUCACUGAAAGUCAUGUCACCAGCAAAGUCUGCAGAGGUCAGCAUUGAGGAAGCACCUGAAGUAUCGACCAUUUCCGAGGACCAGACUCCACCUGUGUCAAGUGACCAUGACUACAUAGUCCAUACUGCAGUUCACGACCAAUUGGAGGCAGCCCAAGAAGAAAUUGUGAACUUACAAGGAAAACUUGUGGCAGUGGAAAAGAGACUUUUUUCUUUGGAGCGAUUCACUACAGAUCCCCAGAUGAUAAACUUUUAUACUGGUUUUAAAGAUUAUGAAACCUUAAAAUGUUUAUAUAAUGCUCUUCAGCCAUCUGCAGCAACGAUGAUUAGAUGGACACAAAUGCAAAGACACUCUUCAAAUACAGAGAAAAUGAAGUUGAAUGCUAUUCGUAAUGAAGCAUUGCCACUCAUAGAUCAGUUCUUUAUGUUCCUUUGUAGAGUGCGUCAGGGAUUUCCAGAACAGGAUUUGGCUGUUAGAUUUAACAUAUCUCAGUCUUCAGUUAGUAGAAUUUUAAUAACUUGGUCUAAUUAUUUAUAUACUAUGCUGGGUUGUUUACCUAUUUGGCCACCUCGUUGUGUGAUUGACAGUAACAUGCCUACUUGUUUUAAAGAGUCAUAUCCCCAAGUCAGAGUCAUCUUGGAUUGUACAGAAAUUAAAGUUCAAACCCCUAGCUCAAAAGUGUUAAAUUCUGAAACUUACUCCAAUUACAAGAGUCACACAACAUUUAAGAGCUUGAUUGGGAUAACUCCAUGUGGUGCUGUGUCGUUCAUUAGCUCACUGUAUACAGGAAGCAUCAGUGAUAAAGCUAUAACUGCAUUAUCAGGAAUUUUGGACCUGUUAGAACCUAACGAUCAAGUAAUGGCUGACAAAGGAUUUUUGAUAGCUGACCUAUUAGACAAACAUCAUGCGUCUUUGAUAAUACCCCCUUUCCUUGGUGAAAAGGGAAAAUUUUCUGCUAGUGAGGUAGCACAAACACAUGAGAUAGCACGGCUCCGUAUUCAUGUAGAGCGAGCUAUAAGGAGGAUAAAAGAGUAUCAUAUAUUUGAUGGGGUCAUACCUCUUAAUUUAGCUGCAUCAAUUAAUCAGAUAUGGACAGUUUGUGCAAUACUGACAAAUUUCAGGGGGCCUUUAUUCUAGUAUAGUAGUUACACCAUUAUCUUAUAUUCAAUUUGUUUGAUUAUUUUGAAAUGUGAAUACAACUCUGCAUUUGAUACUUUCACAUUCAGCAUUACUGUAUUAGAAUGGAGAUAGUGGUCAUCAUCAAGUAUUGUACUCAAUGUAACUAUUGAUUGUAUAUUAAACAUUACAGCUUUUCAGUGCAAAUUAUGUACAAGUACAUCACUUUGUAUAAAACCAUUUCCUAUGAACAUGAUGAAUUCAAAUGAAAUAAAUGAUAAAUUUAAAUAUUAUUAUGCAUGUUUUUUAUUCAACCAGGAGUAGACAUGUAUGUUAAAUUGAAAUGAUAUUAGUUUAAUAUGAAUGGAAUAAUAUUUGUAACAAUUCUACAAAAAGAUCAAAGCGGUA